AUGCAUAUAAGAUUCAUUGAGAAAUGGUCGCAGUUGGUUGCUGAAUUGACAUUACAUGUAUAUGUGAUUGUGUUUAUUUGUCUUGAGUUAUUGAAAUUUAUGUUUAUGUGGGGUGUUGAUGCUUAUCUUGUAACCGCGGAUGAGGAUCAGAUUGAAAGUGUCUUAACAUGGUUGUUGGCUGGGAUAAAUGCGAUCCGUGAAGGUUACACAAGGUACACUCCGAAUGCAGAGGAGAAUGGGUUAUCGUAUGCACCUGAUCAAAUUUUGGUUAGCAAUGGAGCCAAACAGUGCAUCCUUCAAGCACUCCUUGCUGUUUGCGCCCCAGGAGAUGAGGUUAUAAUUCCAGCUCCAUUUUGGGUUAGUUACCCGGAAAUGGCAAGGAUAGCUGAUGCAACACCUGUGAUUCUUCCAACAAAAAUUUCUGAAAAUUUUCUCUUGGAUCCAAAACUUCUUGAAUCAAAACUGACUGAGAAGUCAAGACUUUUGAUUCUAUGUUCUCCAUCCAACCCAACAGGAUCUGUUUACCCCAAGAAAUUACUUGAAGAGAUUGCAAAGAUUGUAGCUAAACAUCCCAGGCUUCUGGUGUUGUCUGAUGAAAUAUAUGAACACAUAAUCUAUUCACCAGCGACUCAUGCAAGCUUUGCGUCUUUGCCGGGUAUGCAAGAGAGGACUUUAACUGUUAAUGGGUUUUCUAAGGCCUUCGCAAUGACUGGUUGGCGACUUGGAUAUAUUGCCGGCCCUAAGCACUUUGUUGCUGCUUGUAAUAAGCUCCAGAGUCAGAUCACUUCAGGUGCCAGUAGUGUAUCUCAAAAAGCAGGAGUCGCUGCAUUAGGUUUGGGCUAUGCAGGCGGGGAGGCAGUUUCCACUAUGGUUAAAGCUUUCAGGGAGCGGCGUGAUUUCUUGGUUAAAAGCUUUGGAGAACUAGAUGGGGUUAAAAUAUCAGAACCUCAGGGAGCUUUCUAUCUCUUCAUUGAUUUCAGUUCUUACUAUGGAUCGGAGGUUAAAGGUUUUGGGAAAAUUGAGAAUUCCGAGUCCCUAUGUCGAUACUUGUUGGACCAGGGUCAGGUUGCAUUGGUCCCGGGAGAGGCAUUUGGGGAUGACAGUUGCAUCCGCAUCUCCUACGCUGCAUCCCUCACCACCCUACAAGGUGCCGUGUUGAGAAUUAAGAAAGCACUUGACGCGCUCAGGCCAGCUGUCCCAGUUUAA
Pistacia vera is the source of this 1206-nucleotide messenger RNA. RefSeq names its product bifunctional aspartate aminotransferase and glutamate/aspartate-prephenate aminotransferase-like. The coding region runs from base 1 to 1206 and encodes 401 amino acids. Lineage: Eukaryota; Viridiplantae; Streptophyta; Magnoliopsida; Sapindales; Anacardiaceae. The record is from RefSeq and is a predicted model, not a curated record. The transcript is spliced from 10 exons. Gene Ontology annotation, molecular function: catalytic activity; pyridoxal phosphate binding. Gene Ontology annotation, biological process: biosynthetic process.